AUGGAGGUGACCAUUCCCAAGAGCAAGUACCGGCCCCAAGGCAGCCAGCGGGCUCUGCUUGAGUUUGCCGAUGGUUCCAUGGACACCGACACUUCCGUAAACGUUGGUGAGCUUGUGGUGCCGACAUUCACCGUUGACGGUGAGAAAAACGUGCUUGUCCACCACCUCGCCAAAGUGUGGAACUUCCCGCUGUCGUACCAAUUGAUUGCUAAAUUGGUCAAACGCAGUCCGCUUACCCUCAACGAUUUCGCUCAGACCACUCCCGAGUUGAAUGAACAGCUUGUGGCGCAUAAACUUUUGAAGAAGAAACAACAAGCUCCUCAAUGGUAUUAUGUUCCCUUAAACAAGAUUUAUGGGUCAAUUACCAACUCAGAAGUGUUCACUACUAAUCCCAGUGGCCGUAGUGAAGAUACUGAAGCGCCACCGUUGCCUAGUGGUCCAACAAAGGAGCUGAAGGUGGAAGUGGUUACCGCGGCCCAAGUGUUUCCAGGGUUGGUUACCCCGAUCAAGCCGACGUUUGCUAACUAUAAUUGUCUUACUGAGCUUUCUAAGCUUCAAUUUUAUAAGGAAAGAGGGCUCUAUAAGUUUAUUCCUCCCUCGAAGAUGGUGAGCUUUCAUGAUCGUGAACUUGUGCUUCAAGAUAACCCUGGUCUCUACGAUAACCCUGACUUGGACGCGGUGCUUGACCAAUCAAUCGGUGUUGAUUCGCUGAGUCCAGCCCUGGUUACGCGUCGCAAAAAGCGGGAAAACCUUGGUAUUGACCCUAACUCUCUCGACUUUACUGAGCUGGUAUUAAUGGGCCAAGGCUACUUCCACGAGUUUAAUGUUGGCCACUUGUGUAAAGUGGCCGCUUACUACCCGGAGAAACCCAGUAAGUUUGGUCCUAAGUUGCCUCUGCCUCAAAACGGUGCCGAUACCGAUACUCCCACUUCGAAACAACUUCAACAAUUGGCAAUUGAUACUGGUGACCGUGACACGUUACUGAAAUACUUUUAUCUGAGAGCAAACCGGGGCCCUUCCAGUGCCUAUAAGGACCAAUCUGUGGUGACUCGAAUCACUAAGAUCCCGAUGCUGGUACGUCCUGUGAAACGCACUCACCGCGUGGCUAAACCACCAGCCAACCGAGCUAACCAAAAUAUUAAAGGGUUAGUCCAUCCUCGCUAUAAUAAGGCCGCCGUUGAAGCCAAAUUGGCGUCUCAUCAAGACUACGUCGCCGAUUUUUUAAACAUUGAACACUUACACAAUCUGUUACAGUUCAACGUGUUGCUUAAUCUGUACCGUGAGGUGCUGAGACAAACAAUGGAGCUGUACUACCGGUUUAAGAAGAUCGACUUCGAACAGAUCUACGCCAUGAAAGUGUACCGCGACGAGUUUGAGUCACGUAAAGCUUACGCUAAACAAGUUGAGGAGUGGAGACAAAAGGAACAGGCCCGCAUCAAUCGUGACCGUGCCGAACAAGAAAGAGUACAACGGUUCAAUUACGAAGUAUCGCGUCGUCGCCACGAAAGAAUGCGCCAACAAUUCGACGCUGCCCUCGACGGUCCCGAAUUUCAAGAACAGAGAUUCGUGCCGCUGUUGCCUACGCCGCCUCCGAAACCGCUCCACUCGCUGCACCUUGAGAUCCUCAACAAGUUUACGAUGCCGCUGGUAUUCCCCGAGAUCGUCCACACGUUACCGGCGGAUAAGCGCGACGACCAGGGGCCUAACCCCGACGUGAAGCGUCCCGUGCUGUACGUGGUCACGGUGCCGGACUUGCACAAUCCCGAGCUCGCCAGCCGCGUCGAGAUCGUCAAGAUUCCCAACCCCAACGAGUUUGCCUGGGACAACUUCCGCAAGUUCCGCAGCCAGAUGUAA
Messenger RNA from Diutina rugosa, 1854 nucleotides. RefSeq lists its product as uncharacterized. The transcript has a single exon. The record is from RefSeq and is a predicted model, not a curated record. The coding region runs from base 1 to 1854 and encodes 617 amino acids. Lineage: Eukaryota; Fungi; Ascomycota; Pichiomycetes; Serinales; Debaryomycetaceae.